Messenger RNA from Drosophila bipectinata, 1284 nucleotides. The record is from RefSeq and is a predicted model, not a curated record. NCBI's taxonomy places the organism in Eukaryota, Metazoa, Arthropoda, Insecta, Diptera, Drosophilidae.
GGUCGAAACUUGAAACUAUCCCUCUAUCGGGGCGAGAACACUCAAUAGCUCCCAGGCAUAGGCAUAUACCUUUCGUCAGUGCCUUUAGCCAGUUCAACUAGCAAACCAAAACUAAUUUUGAGUAAAAUUUGUUUAAAUUAUUGUAUAAAUCCGUCAAUCAAGAAAAUAAAACUUUUUGGUAACCAAAACCUAUUCGGCAACAUAGUUCGCCUUAACAUAACCGUUGCUAUACCCUUUGGCGCUAUGCAAGCGAUCGGCAGGAGUGCCGGACGAGGAGGAGUGGCUAACAGGGCCAGUGGAGGUCCCAAUGGAAAUAGGGCCAACACCACCGCUGCGGGGGUCACAAUGCGUUCCAAGUUAACGGCACCUCUAUCGACGCACACGACGGGAACACGGAAAACUGUUCACGGCGGAGGGGGCGAUGGAGGAACCGUCGACGUGGCGGGCUCGGCUUGGAAGCAGACAGGCCGCCGCCUUGGAAAUAGCAGCGGCGUUGCAGGAGGUAACCCCAUCAACCGACUGGCCCAGCCCACCAUAGCCUCAUCGCUGAGGGCCACCAACAAUCGCCAGCAACGAGGAACUCACCCGAAUGCCCAGCUGGAACGAAACAUUACCACCGGCAACGACAUUGUUCCAUCGAAGCCACCCAAACGUCGGGUGAUGUCCGCUGCGGCCAAGCAGGCUGCCCGGGAACGUUUGUGGCCCACCAGGCCAGCUGGUGGCAGCACCCACACCUCCAAUCUGCGCAAGGAGAAACUUAAUGUGGCCGAAGAACCCAAGUCCCUGGAUGACUACGAGGCCCUAUUGAGGGAGGGGGAGGCAGAGGACAACGAAGGGGCAGUCCAGGAUGUGCUCGAGACGGGUGUACAAACCAACGAGGCGGAGAUCCUAGACCACGAGCUUCUCGUCGGCACCGUCAAGAUGGUGACUCCUUCGAGGCGCUUGGUGGAGCAGAUCGAACGCGAGCGGCGCGAGACGAAGGCCAAGCUUGAUCGGCAGACGGUGCGCAGGUUUGCACCUUACGAGCAGGACGAGGAACUGCAUCUGGACGAGCUGAAAGAGUUCUCCGAGCGCAAUGCAGUGACCAAGCGGGCACCCAAGAAGCCCCCACCGAUCACCUAUUCCACGUACGACAAUCAGUACCAGAACGUGUUUAAGUCCAUGGAUGACUUCUUCUCGGGGGAGAUUCCCAAAUCAGAAUCGGUGACCAACAUCCAGGAGAGGAUCAGGCGCAAGGAGCAGGAGCUGAUGAGUCUCUUCGACGACGUCGACUAAAGUGAUUAA